AUGCCGCCUGCCAGCUUCAAUGACGAUCGGAGUGUGGAUCGAAUAUCGAUGAUUUCAUCGGAUGAUGAAAUUUCCGUUUCGAGUCGUCGGAUCUAUAAGGAGGCCCGCGGUGGAAAGCCCAUGACCACCGAGAGAGCUCACGACGCUUAUAUGGCAUGGUUCCUUCCCGACCAGGAACUAGGUCAGGUUUGGAGGCAAUGGGACGCAAAAGGCCAGCGUCCAUUUCCACGGCCCCCCGAUAAAGACGUCGAUCUGCACGUUCUGGCCCACAAUGUUUACGAGCACCUGAUGAGCGAUCCUCUGCUGCCUGCGGCCGUGGAAAGGAGCGCGCAAAAUUUGGCCGAGCAAGGUCUUGAUCGGCUUUAUGAUCUCUCUCCAAACAUGCAGCAGACAAAAAACGCGGCGAUUCAGUCUGGCAAUCUCGGGUACUUGGAUCUUCUCAACCUGAAGCAGCUGCAAUCACAAUGCAAGAAAUUAGGUCUGGACUUCUCCGGAAAAGCAGCUGAGCUUCGAGCGCGGAUUACUGCUGCCACUAUGGAUGACUGGUCGGGGAUGCUGGUGCAAAGCGACCUUUCUCACUGGGGCAUUCUACGAGAAAGGAAAUUUGAUUUGGAACCCUGGAAAAAACCAAAGGCAACAGCGCUGGAGAUGUACACCGUCGCCAUUCAGAUCAGCCCAUACAACCCCACAUAUUGGGUCAGUCGUGCAUACUGCCAUUAUCUGAUGGGCUUUUUUGAUCUCGCUAUUGGUGAUGCAUACCGAGCGGGGGUCCUUUGCGAUGUGUUAGAGCAAUCCUCGGAGCGUAAUCGGCGACCGGGAUUCUAUGCACGAAUCUGGGAGGCAAUUGAGGCUCACUUGAUGGCUGUCCCUCGCGAUACGCAGAGAGACCUCAAGCCUGAGGUUGUUCGCAUGAGAAAGGCAAAUGGCAUCAACGCCUUCGUUCCAACACUUCAAACAGCUCUGCACAGUAUCAUCAGCUUGAGCCUUGCAGGUCUAAAUGCGUGGCACGACUACGGUGAUCAUAUGAAGAUUCUUGACCGAAGACUGGGCAUGCCAGACCGCGAUGUACGCGUGCCGCAACUUCGCACAAAACUCGGCAGGAAAGCUUCCAAGUUCCAUCAAAAUCAGACCCAGUCGGCAAAAGAGCACUUCUUUCAUGAGAAGAGUGCGGGCGAAGUCCCUGCGAAUCGGCCAUAUCCUUUCGAAAAGCAAGAUGUCAACCGGACGUCGCCGACGUUUCUCCAAAAGAUCAACCAAAGUCUGUUUGGCGAAGGAAGCUCAUCAAAUGAGAAGAGGAAGCCAUUGUGUCGAGUCGAUAAAUCCGACCAAAGCCAGGAGAUUGCAGUAUUUGCUAGUGGGAAGGUCCCGAAAGACCAUGUCAUUUUUAUCGAAGAGCCAACGAUACGGGGCCAUCUUCCUCCACGACGCUUGUUCCAAGACUUCUCCGGCAAAGCCAUCGAUCAGCACCGAUGCGAAAAUUGCAUGAAAGAAAUAAAGGUCCCCCAGCACUGGGAGAAAGAGUUCACAGAAAAAAAAUGCCCCUGCGCUGACAGAUGGCUCCGUCAUCCUGACUCACCCGGUCGGUUAUUUUGUAAGCCGAGCCUGCAAUCAAAAAGCGACAAAGGGUGCCUGGAGAUUGCUCGUCAGGUACACCACUUCAGUUCCUGUGGUAGAGACUGGACCUGGCUUUACGACGCGAUGAGACCAGUUGCCACUAAAUGGGAGGACCAGGAGUAUUUCUCUCACACCAACGGGGCUCAUGGGACACUUCUCAUGCUCCUUCUACGAAACGUCUUCGAGAUUGCACUCCACCGCCGCAGUGAAGAGCCAGAAGAAGACAUGCGACUUAACCCUCAUGAAAUCGAUGAGCUUCUAGUCCUGGACAGUUCGAGUGAGUCAUGGCGGAACAGUUGGUUUCCUUUCAGCAUGGCCGCAAAUAUCAGGGUGCCUUUCGAUAUUCUGGAGACCCUUGGCGUAGACAUCUUUCAACGAUCGGAAUUUGACACAUGGGUCAUCCAACUCAUCUUGAGAAAGCUUCUGGUCAACGCCGUGCCCUGGGAUUCACGCCGCCAAGGCGACGUGUCGGACCGAUUCGCGCAUGAUCAAGACAAAAAGGUCUACGCUCCCAAGGCGCAGUUCAAACUCAUGCUACAGGAAAAACCGGUAACGAAUCUCGAUCCAUCUCUGGAAAACUUGUAUCUUUUUCCCGGGCUGAGUAUGUUUAACCAUUCAUGUGACAAUUCGCACAAUGCCGAUUGGGGCUAUGACAAUGUCAUCCCAAAUCGGGUUGUUAUAUGGGCAACGAAGCCUAUUGCCCCAGGCGAAGAAAUCCGAAUCCGCUAUCGAAGCCACGCCAUCAAGUCUCGCGUCUGUGCGAUGAGACUGUUCGGUGGGGAAUGUCGAUGUCCUCGGUGCUUGAAAGACUCGCAGCUCUCAGAGAGUCCAGACCCAGGCGACUUGGCUAGCCAGGAAGAUUCACUCGAUGAGGAGACCUCCGCCGUGAACACUGUACAAUCGCGAGACGAGUCCUGGCGGGCAAGCGAUCUCUCCGAGAGUGCAUCCGAUGAUCUUUCCUACUCCAACCCAAGUAAUGUCAUUGAUUUGACCGAGUCUCAUCUGCCCGGACAAACCAGUGAUCACGCCGUUGUUGGAGAUGGGAAAGUUGUCUUUUACCGCGAGCUCACCAGUCCAAUUCCCAUGAGUCCCCGACUACGCAAAAGGAAGGCCAAGGAGCCGGAUGAGCCUUGUUACAGAGCAAAAAUAAUCACCGACGUCAAUGGCCGCAGAUUGAAAGCCCAACAGACCCAGUGGAUCGCGCAAAAUGGGCCCGCCAGUACCGAGAAGAAUUAA
This is a messenger RNA of Penicillium oxalicum, 2850 nucleotides long. RefSeq lists its product as uncharacterized. Bases 1 to 2850 code for a protein of 949 amino acids. The record is from RefSeq and is a predicted model, not a curated record. Gene Ontology annotation, molecular function: protein binding. NCBI's taxonomy places the organism in Eukaryota, Fungi, Ascomycota, Eurotiomycetes, Eurotiales, Aspergillaceae. The transcript has 2 exons.